AUGUCCCUGGAUCCGAUUGAUGGGGUGCGCUUCAAGGAGAGGAGCGAUGAAGAAAUCCAAGUGAAAGCCCUUCAAGCCGGGACAGGUAUAAAAGCCUGGCUGAGAACAGCCAUCAGCCUGGGUGUCCAGAUCCAGGGAGGGAUCACCUUGUCUCCCAGAAUGGACCUCUUCCUUCUGAACACCUUCCUGUGCUUUAUCAAUAUAGCUGCAGCCAAUAUCUUUGAAUACCAGGCCGAAACCCAGCCUCUUCGUCCCUGUGAACUUCAACGGGAAAAAGCCUUUCGACAAGGUGAAGAUUAUGUCCCCCAGUGCUUGGAAGAUGGGCAGUUCAGGAAUGUCCAAUGUGACAACCUUCAGCUUUCAUGCUGGUGUGUAGAUGAAAAUGGUGUGGAGGUCCCAGGCAGCAAACAGACUGGCUCUUCCGUAGCUUGUUUAUCCUUCUGCCAGCUGCAAAAGCAGCGCAUCCUGGUCAGCCGCUACAUCAACAGUAGCGCAACGACCUACAUCCCGCAAUGCCUGGACUCCGGCGAUUUUGACUCGAUGCAGUGUGAUCUCGAUCUGCAGCAAUGCUGGUGCGUGGACGGCGAAGGGAUGGAGAUUUAUGGCACGAGGCAGAGAGGGAAGCCGGCACGAUGCCCUGGGAAAUGCGAGAUCCGAGACCGUCGUGUGCUGCAUGGCGUCGGGGAGAAGAGCCCACCCCAGUGCUCAGCUGAUGGGGAAUUUCUGCCUGUCCAGUGCAAGUUUGUCAAUAGGACAGACAUGAUGGUGUUUGAUCUUCUUCAUCAUUUUAACAGGUUCCCUGAAGCAUUCCUGGCAUUCAGUGCCUUUAGCAAUUCAUUCCCAGAGAUCUCUGGCUAUUGUUACUGUGCAGACAGCCUCGGGAGGGAGCUAGAAGAGACAGGUCUGGAGAUGUUACUCGACAAUGUCUAUGACACCAUUUUUGCAUCAACGGAGCCUGCCCAAACUUUCAGUGACACCACUAUGUACAGGAUCCUGCAGAGGCGUUUCUUGGGAGUGCGGCUGUUGACAUUUGGCAGGUUCAAAUGCCCCUCCAAGUGUGAAAUGGAGAGAUUCUCAGCUGUUCGUUUCCAACACAAGUAUAAGCCAUCAUGUGAUGAAAACGGAGCCUAUGAGCCAACUCAAUGCCAGCCAGAUGGUCAGUGCUGGUGUGUGGAUUCUAAAGGGCAGGAGAUCUUGGGAACCAGAAGUCAAGGGCAGCGUCCACCAUGUGGUGAAGAACACGGUUGUGCCUCUGAGAGACAAAGAGCACUCUCAACCCUUUUCUAUGGACCCAUUGGACACUUUGGCCAGCACAAUUUGUUCUCUGCUGCAGAGGAAGCCCAGAAAGCAACUGGGUUCUCAAGAUCUUGUUCACCUUCAUUAAAGAAACUGUUUGUGGAUUCUGGGUUGCUGUCAUCUGUCAUGGACACGCCAGAUGCUUCUCAGCUGCUCAGACUUGAAUCUGUCCUGAGUGAGGCUAUCAGGGGGAUAUUUCCUUCAAGAGAACUUGCUCGAGUGGCCCUCCGGUUCACCAGCAACCGCAAGCAGUUCCAAGAAAACCUUUUCGGGGGGAAGUUCUUGAAGAACUUGAUUCAGUUGAACUUCACUGGGGCCAUUGGCACAAACAGCAAAUUUAAUUUGGAACGGUUCUUCCAGCAGAGCGGGACAAGUGGUGAAUUUGCUGAAACGAGGCAGCAGAUAUUGUCAGAAGCGCCCCUGCUCAACUUGAGCCGGCCUCUUGUGGACAGUUUGGGCCAAAUGAUUAAUUUACAAGACAAUCAGAGGUUGGUCAAAUUUCUCGCUUCCCUCCUUAAAGCCCCGGAGUUUUUUGCUUUUCUGCAACAGGUCAUUUCCAUCCCUGAAAGUAUCGCUGAAGAUUUAGGGGAUGUGGCAAAAAUAGUGUUGCGAUCCCAAGACUGCCAGGAGAAGUCCAGAAAUUUGUUUAUCCCGGAGUGCACCAAAGAUGGGAAGUACAAGGAAAGCCAGUGCUACGCAGGGGAUUGCUGGUGUGUGGAUUCCAAUGGUAAAGAGCUCUCAGGAUCCAGAGUUCACGGCACCGAUCCAAAGUGUCCUUCAUUGUGCGAAAAGCAACGGGAAAGUCUGCAGAGCUUGAAAAGAAGCCAGCCUGCAGGAUCUGAGCUCUUUGUUCCUUCCUGUACCUCGGAUGGAAAAUUCUUGACGGUUCAAUGCCAUGGAAGAAAUUGCUUCUGUGUCAAUUCAGAAGGCAGGACGAUUCCAGGAAUCGCCAUCGAUUCAAGACAGCCUGUACAAUGUCCAAGUGACUGCCAGUUAGCAGGCAGUGAAGCUUUUCUGAGAACUGUGCAGAAACUACUGAUGGAGCCCACCAGUCUGCCUCAGUUCUCCAGUGUCUACAUCCCACAAUGCACCCAGGAUGGCGAAUGGAGGCGGGUCCAAUGUGACGGUCCCCCAGAACAUGCCUUUGAGUGGUACCAAAUGUGGAUCACCCAGAAUAAUAAUGGCAGAUCUCUCCCCUUGGAUGACUUGAUGGACAUCCUCUUGGACUACAAAGAGAGAUCGAGAUCGAGCUUUGAAGUGUUUGUCAAAGCCCUCUAUGAGGCUGGCCACCAGAAUGUCUUCCCAGUGUUCUCCAGAUAUCCUUCCUUUGAGGAUGUUCCUCAAGUGGUUCGGGAAGGCAACAAUGCGGGGGCUUCGUCAGCGAACAUUCUGUUGGUGCCCUUCACUUUCUGGCAGCUUCUUCAGGGACAGCUCAUCCAUUACCCCGGGCCUUACAGUGAUUUCAGUAACCCGCUGGAGCAUUUUGACCUGCGCGGUUGUUGGUGUGUGGAUGAAAAGGGACAAAUGCAAGGAAGCAAAGCUGAAGCGAAUGAAUUUCCAGACUGUCCUGGAGCAUGCAAAGCUGCUCGACAAGAAGCCACGCGGUUUACUGACAAAGUGGAGCGGCUCAUCCGGGAGUCCAACAGCUCCCGCUUUCCUUUCGGGCAGAGCUUUUUAAUGGCCGAAGGGCUCAUGCUGACAGAGGAUGAGCUGCUGAAUUAUUCCCAGCCAGGGAUCACGUUUUCAGAAGGGUUCUUGACGGGAAGGGAUUACGCCAUCCGGCUGGCAGCGCAAUCCACUCUGCAUUUCUACUGGCGCCACCUUUUUGCCUCGCGUGGUUCUGCAGGGGAGGCAACGCGGCUGGGAUUUCAACCGUAUGUCCCCCAAUGUGAUGGGCUGGGCAACUGGGAACCUCUUCAGUGCUACGACAGCUCAGGUCACUGCUGGUGUGUUGAUGAGAGAGGACGUUAUGUGUCAGAUUCUCUAGUGACACGCUUAGCUCAGCUGCCUCAGUGUCGGACCCCAUGUCAGCGCUCCCAAACAAACGCAUUGAUUUCCGGAUGGAGACAGAAGGGUCCAAGCCUUGACUUGGCUUCAGCAGACCUCUUUACGCCUUCCUGCCUAGAGACCGGGGCAUAUGCCAUGCUGCAGAAGUCAGAGACAGAGGCCUGGUGUGUCGACCCUGCGUCAGGAGAAGUCCUCCAAGGGAGCAGGGUAGAUUCAAAGGGCAGAGUUCACUGCCCUGGUUACUGCAGCCUGCUGAAGUCCAAGACUCUCUCACGGGAACUUGGAAGAGGAUACCUGCCCAAGUGCGAGAGCAGCAGCGGCGUUUUCUCCCCAGUGCAAUGUGAUGACAACCAGGAAAGCUGUUGGUGCGUCUUUGAGAAUGGGGCGGAGGCUCCUGGGACACGAGACGCCAGCCGGAGGCCUGAAUGUGAACGUCCUCAGUGCCGCUUGCCUUUUGACACCUCUGAUGUGGUCAACGGACAGGUUUUUUGCAACAACACAUCCUUGACGACUACAGUAACUCAACAGUGCUGGGUGAUAUGCUAUCCAGGCUUCCACAGGGCUUUUUCCAGUGGGGAGAUGUUUCUUUGCGAUGUAGAGACCAAGCUCUGGGUAGGAGAUCCACCACACUUGCAAACCUGUCAAAAGCUCCAGCCAUUCCAGACUGUCCAAGUACAAAGUCACUUUCAGCUCCUGCUGCCUGCUGAGAAGGCCUGCAGUCCUGACUACUCCGGAUUGCUCGAAGCCUUCGAGAUCUUCAUCCUGGACGAGAUGAAGGCCCGAGGGCUUUGUCACCUGCAGGUCAAUGCCCUCGAACGCCUGGUUUCGGUUCCUGUUUGCAGUGAUUCUGCUGUCCGGGUGGAGUGUUUGUCCGCCGACCGUUUGGGAGUGAACGUCAUGUGGACAGCUGUGCUGGAGGAUAUCCCAGCAGCUUCGCUUCCUGAUUUACACAACGUCGAAGAAGCUAUGGCUGGGGAUCUCAUGGGACGCUUUGAAUCACUCCUCCGGAACCAUGGAUUUGUCUUCCAUCUGGACUCCAAGCGCUUCCAAGCAGACACUUCCGUUAGUUUCCCCAGAGAUGUCGAUUUUAACAUAUCUUCUGGAGUUUACCUUGGGUGUAAGAGCAGAUUCCAAAAGGUGUUGAUUGCAGAAAGAACUUCGCUCGAUUCCCAAGGAUGUGUUGUUUGCCCUCCAGGGGCCUACUUCCAAAAUGACCACUGCAUCCCGUGCCCCUCUGGAUCCUAUCAAGAGCAGUCCGGAAGCCUCUCUUGCCCCAAAUGUCCUUCGGGGAAAACGACCGUCUCCCCCGGAGCCUUUAAAGCUGAGCACUGUAUCACUGCCUGCCAGAUGGACAGUCGAGGCUUACAGUGUGAUGGGGACGGCAGGUAUGAGUCUUACUUUGAAGACUCUGCUACCAACAAGUCAUUCUGUGUUGAUAGCCUUGGAAAGAUAUUGGAGUGGACUGAAACAGACAGCCGGCUUACAGUCUCCCAGUGCCUAGUUCUUCGACGUUUCGAGAGCGUUCCUGCCCCCAAGCUUUCCGUCUCGAUAGAUGAGGCCGAGAUUGUUCGGUCCGAGACCAUCCAAGGAGAGCCCAGCAGCGUGCUUUGGCAAUGCGUUUCAGAGUGCGAGAAGGAUGAGUCGUGCGGGUUUGUCGCAUUGUCCAGUGCAGGGACGGGAAGGCUGUGUGAGCUGUACAGUUCCGCUGAGAGCAAUUACAACUGCUCUGCUUCCGGACUGGCCGAAGGUGUCUUUGAGAACUCUGCCACUACUAGGAUCGCUCGUCUUAGCUGUCUAAUUAAAGUAAGAAGCCAGGAUCCAGACACAGUGAGAGUCUACCUGAAAAAAGGGCAAGAAUUCACAGCAGCUGGAGCCAAGACCUUUGAGCGGACUGAUUUCCAGGAUGUUGUUUCUGGCGUGUACAGGAAUCUGGUGCUGUCAGCAGCUGCGACAUCUUUGACCGAUGCUCAUCUUUUCUGCCGCCAAAGCUGCAGCCAAAAUGCCUGCUGUGACGGCUUUAUCUUGAGCCAGGUCCCGCUGGAUGGAGGUAGUAUCUUGUGCGGCCUUAUGAGCUACCCGGAUGUAUUCAUCUGCCAUGCUAACGACUGGGAUGGAACUCCAACCCGUGGGAGAGGAGACCAAUGUCAAAGAGAGAAGUAUGCUGAAGGAAGGAAGCAGUACACAUUCCAGCUGGGAGGCCAGGUGCUCACGGAAACUUCUGGGGCCAGAGAAGAAAAGGAUAGCUCCUUCAUCAGCUUUCAGCGUGUUUAUCUAUGGAGAGACUCUGAUAUGGUCACUCGAUUGAGAUCCAGUGCGUGUGAUGCUGCUGUUGUCCCAGCACAGAGAGAGCCAGGCUUGACAGAUUCUGCGCUGGAACUCUUUUCCUUGAUGGAAAACAGUCAAAUCCAGAUCGACCGACGCAGUUCCCUUCCAUCCCAAGAGUACUGGAUCUUCAAGCACACGUACUCGGCAGAACAGGCCAGCCUCUGGUGUCUUACCCGCUGUGCGGAAGAUGAAUUCUGUCAACUAGCGGACAUUGCCAAUUUCACAAGCCAAACCUACUUCACCUGCACCCUCUAUCCAGUGGCCCAGGUCUGUGAAAACAUUAUCAACAGCAUCCCUGAGAACUGCAGCACCGUGUUACCCCAGAAGCCAAACAUUUUAUUUCAGAAAACAGUCUCUCUGGAAGGGAGCGUAAAGAACUUCUACACUCGUUUGCCUUUCCGUAAAGUUUCAGGAAUCUCUGUGAGAAACAAGAUGGAUGUGUCUGGGAAAGCUGUUGGAGCUGGGUUCUUGGACUGUGAACGCCUGUGUGACGCAGAUCCUUGUUGCACAGGCUUUGGACUCUUAAACGCUUCCCAAGCAACAGAUGGCAAAGUCUUGUGCUUGAUUCUGAAUAGUUUGGGGAUCCAAACAUGCAGUGAAGAACUGAGAAAUGACUGGCAUGUUUCAGAUUGCGCACCUUUGGAAACGGAAGCUAGGAGCCAUCCCUUUGGCUGGUACCAAAAAGGAGCUGAUGUCCCUGAUGCAUGCCCACCUGUACAUCUAUCCCGAAGAGGAGACGGAGAUGCUUUGGACAAGUGGCAACGUGUAGAGAAGUCUUCAAUUCUCACCGAUCCCUCCAUUUCACAAUUCGAUAUUUUGCACCUCAGCAGAGAAGCUUUCAGUGAUUUUGCUUCCGCCCGAGACCUUUGCCUGUCAGUCUGUUCCGAAAACAAAUCCUGCCUGGUGACUACGGUGGAAAUACAGCGUUCAGCGGCACGGUGCAUGUUCUACCCUGAAACCCAGAGCUGCAGAUUUAGCCUGCAAGAGCACCACUGUCAGCUCUUGCUCAAAGAACCGGCUACAUACAUCUAUCGUAGGCAAGAUGUGUUCCCACCCAUCUCUGAAACGAGUGGUGCUGUGACUGUGAGCAUUCCUUCACUUGGAGUGUUGUAUGGGGCUUCUAAAGUCAUCCAAGUAGGCUCCAAUUGGAAGAGCAUUCGGCAGUUCCUUGGAAUUCCAUAUGCAGCACCUCCCUUGGGAGAGAACCGCUUCCGUCCACCACAGGUUUUCACUAGGGCGGAAUCCUGGAAUGCUACCAUGACUCGGGCUAGUUGCUGGCAACCUGGGGACGAUGAGGUCAGUCCUUCAUCCAUCAGUGAAGACUGCUUGUAUUUGAACAUCUACGUCCCAGAUCACACUGGUGGAAAUCUGCCUGUCCUGGUGUUCUUUCACAACGGCGUGACUGGGGACAGUGACCAAACGAGGAUUCUCCUUGACGGCUCGUAUUUAGCUGCUGUUGGCAAUAUCGUUGUCGUCACUGUGAAUUACCGGGUUGGAGUCUUUGGCUUUCUUAGCACUGGUUCCUCUCUGGCAAGCGGCAACUGGGGGCUGCUGGAUCAGGAAGCAGCUCUGAAAUGGACGCAGGGAAACAUUGCAAGUUUCGGAGGAGACCCCGGUCAGGUUACGGCUGCAGCUGAUCGUAGUGGAGCCGACAUCGCCAGCCUUCACCUGCUUGCAGGAGCCGGCGACACAGGCCUCUUCAAGAGAGCUCUGCUGAUGGGAGGCUCUGCUUUCUCUCCAGCUUCAGUGAUCGGCAAGGAGAAAGCACGGGAGCAAGCUGCCGAUUUGGCUGCCGAGCUUGGCUGUCCUUCGGCCGACGGCGAGGAAAGUCUCUCCUGUCUCCGCCAGCUGCCUGCCAAAGCUCUCAACGAUGCCCAAACCAAGCGACUUGCUGUGAGCGGGCCCUUUCAGUACUGGAGCCCAGUGGUCGAUGGCGUCUACCUUCAGGAGCCUCUAACAUCAGCCUUGCAGCGCUCUCCGGCUGUGACGUUGGACCUGCUCAUUGGGAGCUCUCAACAAGAUGGGCUGAUCAGCCGGGCCAAGGCAAUCAAGCGAUUUGAAGAAAGCCAAGGUCGUUCUGACAGCAAAACCAUCUUCUACCGGGCUCUCCAGAAUUCAUUGGGGGGAGAGGACUCUAAUCCCAUGGUGCUGGAUGCAGCCUCCUGGUUUUAUUCCCUCCAGCACUCAUCCGACAAUUAUGCAUCGUUCUCCAGAGCUUUGGAAAAUGCCACUCGGGACCACUUCAUCAUUUGUCCAACAAUAGAGAUGGCAAAGCGCUGGGCAGGUAGCGGCAGAGGAAACGUCUUCAUGUACCAUGUACCAGAGAGUUCUUCCUUGAGCAGUUCAAGCCUGGAGCUUUUGCCGGAUGUUCAGUAUAUUUUUGGCCUGCCCUUCCACCCCCUCUAUGAAAACCGAUACACUCUGGAAGAGAAGACGCUUUCCUUGGCCAUAAUGCAGUACCUGGCUAACUUUAUGACAUCUGGAAAUCCAAACAAUCCUUAUAAAUACUCAAGAAGGGCUCCUGGUCUUGCGUCACCCUGGCCUAUGUUCCGAGCAGAUGCCGGCGGAGACAAUUAUAAAGAAUUCACUGCUGCUUUGAAGAACCGCAAAGGGUUGAAAGAAGCCGAAUGCUCAUUCUGGUUCGAUUAUAUCAAGACACUCAAAGUUUCUACAGGCUGUGGGAGAGAUCAGCCGGUCGCAACUGAAGCGAGAGACCGAUCGACUGCGGAACCUGUCCCUAAAACCACUCGGGCAAAGCCGGCAGAAGAGAAGGCGGCCUACAGCAAAUAG
Heteronotia binoei (common prickly gecko) is the source of this 8418-nucleotide messenger RNA. It is a transcript of the gene TG, whose product is annotated as thyroglobulin. The record is from RefSeq and is a predicted model, not a curated record. Bases 1 to 8418 code for a protein of 2805 amino acids. Lineage: Eukaryota; Metazoa; Chordata; Lepidosauria; Squamata; Gekkonidae. The transcript is spliced from 50 exons. Gene Ontology annotation, biological process: thyroid hormone generation.